AUGGAGGCGGACCUCAACAAGAAGAAGCAUCAUCAGACAAAAGCGCACCGCUCCCGCAAAGCUCCCCCAGGAACUGUGAUGGCCUUGAAACCCAGCCAGGCCCUUCAGAUCAAGCCCGGAACCACCGUCGCGGAAGCUGCGCAAUUGAUGGCUGCGAAACGAGAGGACUGCGUUCUUGUGACCGACGACGAUGAGCGGAUUGCUGGUAUUUUCACCGCCAAGGAUCUCGCGUUUCGUGUUGUCGGCAUGGGUCAGAAAGCCCGUGAUAUUACCGUUGCCGAGAUCAUGACAAAGAACCCGCUGUGUGCGCGGACGGACACCAGCGCUACCGAUGCCCUGGAUCUGAUGGUGAGAAAGGGAUUCAGACAUUUGCCGGUUAUGGAUGAGAACCAGGAUAUCUCGGGUAUUCUCGACAUCACCAGGUGCUUUUACGAUGCGAUGGAGAAGCUGGAGCGUGCGUACAGCUCCUCUCGAAAGCUUUACGAUGCGUUGGAGGGUGUGCAGACCGAACUUGGUUCCAGCCAGCCUCAGCAGAUCAUCCAGUACGUGGAGGCACUCCGUUCGAAGAUGUCCGGUCCGACACUCGAGACUGUCCUGGAUGGGUUACCUCCAACCACGGUUUCUGUCCGAACCUCUGUUAGAGAUGCCGCAGCUCUGAUGAAGGAACACCACACGACCGCUCUUCUCGUGCAGGACCAGGGCUCCAUCACCGGUAUCUUCACUAGCAAGGAUAUCGUUCUGCGCGUCAUCGCUCCAGGACUGGACCCUGCCACCUGCAGUGUCGUUCGUGUGAUGACCCCGCACCCUGAUUUUGCUCCCACCGACAUGAGCAUUCAAGCUGCUUUGCGCAAGAUGCAUGAUGGCCAUUACCUCAACCUGCCCGUCAUGAACGAGGCUGGAGAAAUUGUCGGAAUGGUGGAUGUUCUCAAGCUCACUUAUGCUACCCUUGAGCAGAUCAAUUCGAUGCAGACGCAUGACGAUGAAGGCCCCGCUUGGAACAAGUUCUGGCUGUCGAUGGACAACGAAUCCGACUCGAUGGUCUCUGGCAGUCAGCGAGCCCCGAAUCGUUCAGUUCUGAGUCCCGAGUCACCACGGCAUCAUCUGGAAGGCCGUGACAGCGUGCUCCCCAACGAAUCCGCGUCCCACCACGGCGGAGAUGAACACUCCGAAUACCACGAACCUCGUCCUGAAGAAAGCACUUCGUUCCCGUUCAAAUUCAAGGCCCCUAGCGGACGCAUGCACCGUGUCAACGUGCUUACAUCGGCUGGCGUUGCCGACCUGGUUGCACAAGUCACGGCCAAGCUGGGUAACGAGCUGGAGGCAGUGGGUGGUGCCGCCACUGUGGAAGAAGGCAAACUCAGCGACACCGGCUAUGCCCUGAGCUACAUGGACAAUGAAGGCGACACCGUUUCCAUCACCACCGAUCAGGAUCUGACUGAUGCCGUCAAGCUCGCCCGUCGCUCGCAUCGGGACAAGGUCGAUCUCUUUCUGCAUGAUCCAAACCAGCCCCCGAUCCCGGCUACGCUCGAUCCCCAACCUGCUCCUGCCCGUCCUGUUCAGGAAAAGCCCGUCUCAGUCGUCGACGAUCGGCUGUCGGAGGAGCCACCUGUUCCUAAGGUUCGUCCCCAAGCAUUCCCGGCUCGUCAGCCCGAGGAGCAGUUUAUCUCUGGCGUGCCCAAUGAGCUUCUGCUUCCAGGCGCUAUUGUGACCUUGGCUGCUGUGAUUGCUGGCGUGUUCGUUUUGGGCCGCGCCACCAGCCGUUAA
Molecule: messenger RNA, 1764 nt
Organism: Aspergillus clavatus NRRL 1
Lineage: Eukaryota; Fungi; Ascomycota; Eurotiomycetes; Eurotiales; Aspergillaceae
Product: CBS/PB1 domain-containing protein
Exons: 3
Coding region: 1-1764 (587 amino acids)
Molecular function (GO): protein binding
Source: RefSeq, a predicted model, not a curated record